GCCCCACUGUGCCCUGGGGAUGGGGGAUGGCUCUCAGAGAACUGGGUCAAUAUUUGUUGACCGAAUGACUGACUGACUGCACUGGAAGCCCGGCCCUCGGGCAGCGGGUGUGUCCUGCUGGGCAGGAGCAGGGAUUGAGUUGCAGCGCGGGGGACAGGUUAGGGGACGCGCCCAGCAUUGCCACUGGCCCGGAAAGAGAGCACUUGCCAGAAGCCCCGCCUGGCCCCGGAUGGACAUCAACGAGGGCCUCCCAGCCAUUGAGAGCCACAGGGACCUCCACAUAUGGGUCAUCGAGAACCUGAGGAUGGUGCCCGUACCCGAGAAGGCUUAUGGGAACUUCUUUGAGAAGCAUUGCUACGUCGCCCUCCAUCUUCCCCAGGGCCUGAAAGCCACACAGGGGCCGUGCGGCGACCUGCACUACUGGGUCGGGAAGGAGGCGGGCGCCGAGGCGCAGGACGCGGCGGUGGCCUCCGUGCGGCGGCUGCAGGUGACACUGGAUGGCGUCCCCGUGCAGCACCGGGAGGCGCAGGGCCACGAGUCCGACUGUUUCCGCAGCUACUUCCGCCCCGGAAUCAUCUACAGGACAGGAGGCCUGGCCUGUGCCCUCACGCACGUGGAGACCAACCUGUACGACAUCCAGAGACUGCUGCGCAUCCACGGGGGGAAGCACCUGUCGGCCCGCGAGGUGGAGCUCUCUUGGAACAGCUUUAACAAGGGAGGCAUCUUCCUGCUGGACCUGGGCAAGCUGAUGAUCCAGUGGACCGGGCCCGAGAGCAGCGCCACUGAGAAGGCGCGGGGCCUGGCCCUGACCCGCAGCAUCCAGGAAAGGGAGCGUGGUGGCCGCACACAGAUUGGUGUGGUGGACAAUGAAGUCGAAGCCGCUGACCUCAUGCAGAUCAUGGAAGUCGUGCUGGGCUGCAGAGAGGGCGGCCUGCAUGCCACUGUGCCCGUCCAGAGUAUUAACCAGCUGCAGAAGGCCAGUGUCCGUCUCUACCAUGUCAGUGAGGAGGAGGAGGACCUGGUGAUCCGGGAGUUGGCGACCUGCCCACUAACCCAAGACCUACUGCGGGAGGAGGACUACUAUAUCCUGGACCAGAGCGGUUUCAAGAUCUACGUGUGGCAGGGACGCCGGUCCAGCCUCCGAGAGAGCAAGGCUGCCUUUGGCCCGGCUCUGGGCUUCAUCCAGGCCAAGGGCUACCCGACCUACACCAACGUGGAGGCGGUGGACGACGGCGCCGAGUCGGCCGCGUUCCAGCAGCUCUUCCGGUCUUGGUCUACUAAGCAGCGCGGGAACAAGCCCCGUGGCCGGAUAAGUAAACCGGUUCAGGGGAGGCUGGAUGUGGGCAAGCUGCACAGUCAGCCCGAGCUAGCUGCCCAGCUCAGGAUGGUGGACGACGCUUCUGGGAAGGUGGAGGUGUGGUGCAUCCGGGACUCGGGCAGGCAGCCCAUGGACCCCAGGAGUCAUGCGCAGCUGUGUGCAGGCAACUGCUACCUUGUCCUCUACACCUACCGGAAGAUGGGCCACGUGCAGUACGUCCUAUACCUGUGGCAGGUACGCUGGCCCGAGAGGGGGCCGCCACGCCCCCCACAAGACGUCGAAGCCGUGAACUGCAAUGCCGAGGAGCUGGACCUCACGCGCGGCGGAGCCCUGGUGCAGGCGCGUGUGGCCAUGGGCAGCGAGCCCCCUCACCUCCUCGCCAUCCCCCAGGGCCGGCUGCUGGUCCUCCAGGGGCACAUGGGGCACAGCGGGAUGGAGCAGCCAGCUCCUGCCACGAGGCUCUUCCACGUGCAAGGCACCGACAGCUACACCACCAGGACCGUGGAGGUACCAGCCCGGGCCUCGGCCCUCCACUCCAGUGACAUCUUCCUGCUGGUCACCGCCAGCGUCUGCUACCUCUGGUUUGGAAAGGGCUGCAGUGGUGACCAGCGUGAGAUGGCGCGGAUGGCGGUCACUGCCAUCUCUGCGGAGAACACAGAAAUGGUGCUGGAGGGUCAGGAGCCUCCCCUCUUCUGGGAGGCCCUGGGAGGCCGGGCUCCCUACCCCAGCGACAAGAGGCCCCCCGAGGACGUCUCCGGCUUCCAGCCCCGCCUGUUUGAGUGCUCCAGCCAGAUGGGCCGCCUGGUCCUCACAGAAAUGGUGUUCUUUCGCCAAGAGGACCUGGACAAGUAUGACAUCAUGUUGCUGGACACCUGGCACGAGAUCCUCCUGUGGCUCGGGGAAGCUGCCGGGAAGCGGGCCACAGCGGUGGUGGACUGGGGCCAGGAGUACCUGCAGACCCACCCGGCAGCAAGGAGCCCCAACACGCCCCUUGUGGUCGUCAAGCAGGGCCACGAGCCCCCCACCUUCACUGGAUGGUUCCCCAGCUGGGACCCCUACAAGUGGCGGUGCUGGAGCACACAGUCCUACAAGGCGGUGCUGGAAGGCAGCCUGGGCACGAUACCGGCCACAGCUGAGCUAACAGCAGAACUCGACACCUCCCAGCAGUCUAGCCGGCCAGGCAACGGCAGGGCGUGCCCACCGACCCUGCAGACCCUCAAGGGCUCCCGGGACGGCUCAGGGAAGAGGCUGCAGCUGGGACCCGAGGCAGGUGACGCCAGCCCCCGCGGCAGCCCCAGGCCCGCCGCCAGUGGGAGCCUGCGCCGAGAACAGCUGAUGCACCAGGCUGCUGAGGACCUGCCGGAGGGUGUGGACCCAGCCCGCAAGGAGUUCUAUCUCUCAGACUCUGACUUCCGAGAGGUCUUUGGGAAGUCCAGGGAAGAGUUCUAUAGCAUGGCCAAGUGGAGGCAGCAGCGGGAGAAGCAGCAGCUCGGCUUUUUCUGAGUCCAGGCCCCGCCCGUCGGUGCCGCUCACGUGGCCAGGACCCCCAGGGGUGCCUUCCCGACACGCACCCGAGCACCGGGGACACCUGCUGGCAU
Messenger RNA from Suricata suricatta (meerkat), 2916 nucleotides. It is a transcript of the gene VILL, whose product is annotated as villin like. The record is from RefSeq and is a predicted model, not a curated record. Gene Ontology annotation, molecular function: actin filament binding; phosphatidylinositol-4,5-bisphosphate binding. Gene Ontology annotation, biological process: cytoskeleton organization; actin filament severing; barbed-end actin filament capping. Bases 230 to 2821 code for a protein of 863 amino acids. NCBI's taxonomy places the organism in Eukaryota, Metazoa, Chordata, Mammalia, Carnivora, Herpestidae. Gene Ontology annotation, cellular component: actin cytoskeleton; cytoplasm. The transcript is spliced from 20 exons.